This is a messenger RNA of Puma concolor (puma), 3537 nucleotides long. RefSeq names its product replication factor C subunit 1 (gene RFC1). The record is from RefSeq and is a predicted model, not a curated record. Gene Ontology annotation, molecular function: DNA clamp loader activity; DNA clamp unloader activity; ATP hydrolysis activity. Gene Ontology annotation, cellular component: DNA replication factor C complex; nucleus. Gene Ontology annotation, biological process: DNA replication; DNA repair. Lineage: Eukaryota; Metazoa; Chordata; Mammalia; Carnivora; Felidae.
UUCCACUUCGCGGGAGAAGUUGUUGGCGCGAAUGGAUCCCGAGUCCCGGUAACGGAUUCUCCAGCCCACCGGCCUGCCCGCCCGCGCCGUAGUCCGUGGGCUGCGAUGGAUAUUCGGAAAUUCUUUGGGGUUAUACCAAGUGGAAAGAAACUUGUGACUGACACAGUGAAGAAGAAUGAGAAGACAAAGUCUGCUGAAGAAACUUUAAAAGCAAAGAAAGGAAUAAAGGAAAUCAAGGUAAAUAGUUCUUGUAAAGAAGAUGACUCUAAACAGAAGCAACCAAACAAGAAAAAGAGGAUCAUCUAUGAUUCAGACUCAGAAUCCGAGGAGACAGUGCAGGUAAAAAAUGCCAAAAAGCAACCAGAAAAACCUAAACCUGGUAAAAUUCUACGCCAGGAUCCUGUUACAUACAUUUCAGAAACAGAUGAAGAAGAUGACUUUAUGUGUAAGAAGGCAGCCUCUAAAUCAAAAGAGAAUGGAAGAUCUACAAAUAGUUACCUUGGAGCAUCGAAUAAGAAAAAGAAUGAAGAAAACACUAAGACCAAGAAUAAGCCUUUAUCACCAAUAAAACUUACCCCCACAUCAGUGCUUGAUUAUUUUGGAACCGGAAGUGUCCAACGAUCAGAUAAGAAGAUGGUAGCAAGCAAAAGAAAAGAGCCUUCACAAAAUGUGGAUGAUUCCAGAUUAAAUGAUGAAGCCAUCGCCAAGCAAUUGCAAUUUGAUGAAGAUGCAGAGCUGGAGCGACAGCUGCACGAAGAUGAAGAGUUUGCCAGAACGUUAGCCAUGCUGGAUGAAGAACCAAAGACCAAAAAGGCUCGAAAGGACCCAGAAGAAAGAGAAACAUUGUCAUCUGUCCAAGCCAAUUUAAGUAAAGCAGAAAAACAUAAAUCUCCUCAUAAAGCAAAAACAGAACAAUUUUCAGAUGACAGAAAGAACUGUAGUCCUAAGAAGCAAAGUAAAUGUGAAAGUUUGAAAGGAUCUCAGCAACAUUUGAAGUCCUCACCUCACAAAAUAGGGGAAACUUCUCCAAAAGCCAGUUCCAAGUUGGCCCUUUUGAAAAAAAAAGGAGAGAGUUCUUAUAAAGAAACAGAGCCUAUGGCUUCAAAAAGAAAAGAAAAUGCCAUUGAAUUGAAAGGACAGACAAAAACUCCUAAGAAAUCCAAAAGUUCUCCAGCUAAAAAAGAGUCUAUAAGUCCUGAAGAUUCUGAAAAGAGACGCACUAAUUAUCAAGCUUAUCGAAGCUACUUAAAUCGAGAAGGUCCCAAAGCUUUGGGCUCCAAAGAAAUACCAAAGGGAGCUGAAAAUUGCUUGGAAGGCCUUACAUUUGUAAUCACAGGAGUGCUGGAGUCCAUUGAACGAGAUGAGGCCAAGUCUUUAAUUGAGCGUUACGGGGGAAAAGUAACAGGAAAUGUCAGUAAGAAAACAAACUACCUUGUCAUGGGUCGUGAUAGUGGACAGUCCAAGAGUGAUAAGGCAGCAGCUUUGGGGACAAAUAUUAUUGAUGAAGAUGGCCUAUUGAAUCUGAUUCGAACUAUGCCAGGCAAGAAGUCCAAGUAUGAAAUUGCAGUUGAAGCUGAGAUGAAGAAAGAAAAGUGCAAAUUGGAAAGAACACCCCAAAAAAAUGACCAAGGAAAAAGAAAAAUUAGCCCAACUAAGAAGGAAUCAGAAUCUAAAAAAAGCAGACUGACUCCCAAAAGGGGCAGCUCUAUGAAGUCAAUAAAAAAGGAAACAAGUGCGAUUUGGAGAUCCCUGGACUUCGAGGAGCAGGUGGCUGAGGAGACAAAUGUGGACAGCCGGGCUAGGAAUUUGGCUGAUGACUGCAGUGAAAACAAAGUGGAAAAUUUGCUCUGGGUGGAUAAAUAUAAGCCAACCUCACUCAAGACCAUAAUCGGACAGCAAGGUGACCAGAGCUGUGCCAACAAACUCCUACGCUGGCUCCAAAACUGGCACAAGAGUCCAUCUGAAGAUAAGAAACGUGCAAAGUUUGGUAAGUUUGCUGGCAAAGAUGAUGGCUCUAGUUUCAAAGCGGCACUGCUCUCUGGCCCUCCAGGUGUGGGCAAGACAACCACAGCGUCUCUGGUUUGUCAGGAAUUAGGAUAUAGCUACGUGGAACUGAAUGCAAGUGACACUCGGAGUAAGAACAGUUUGAAGGAGAUUAUUGCUGAAUCACUGAAUAAUACCAGCAUCACGGGCUUUUAUUCAAGUGGAGGUGCCCAUUCAGUAAGCAUGAAACAUGCUGUCAUCAUGGAUGAAGUAGAUGGCAUGGCAGGCAAUGAGGACAGGGGAGGAAUUCAGGAAUUAAUUGGUUUGAUAAAACAUACAAAAAUUCCCAUUAUUUGUAUGUGCAAUGAUAGAAAUCAUCCCAAGAUUCGUUCUUUGGUUCAUUAUUGUUUUGAUCUUCGUUUUCAAAGACCUCGAGUUGAACAGAUUAAGGGUGCUAUGAUGUCUAUUGCAUUUAAAGAGGGUUUAAAGAUCCCCCCUCCAGCUAUGAAUGAAAUAAUUUUGGGAGCCAAUCAAGAUAUCAGACAGGUUUUACACAAUCUGAGUAUGUGGUGUGCACGAAGUAAGGCACUAACCUAUGACCAGGCCAAGGCUGAUUCUCAUAGAGCGAAAAAGGAUAUCAAACUGGGCCCAUUUGAUGUUGCCCGGAAAGUGUUUGCAGCUGGAGAGGAGACUGCUCAUAUGUCGCUUAUGGACAAGUCAGAUCUCUUUUUUCAUGAUUAUUCAAUAGCACCCCUCUUUGUCCAGGAGAACUACGUACAUGUGAAGCCUGUAGCUGCAGGGGGUGACAUGAAAAAGCACUUGAUGCUUUUAAGCAGAGCAGCAGAUAGCAUAUGUGAUGGUGACCUCGUGGACCGUCAGAUCCGGAGUAAGCAAAACUGGAGUCUUCUGCCCACGCAGGCCAUUUAUGCCAGUGUUCUUCCUGGAGAGUUAAUGAGGGGGUACAUGACCCAGUUUCCUACCUUCCCAAGCUGGUUGGGGAAGCACUCAUCUGCCGGCAAACACGAUCGUAUUGUACAGGACCUAGCACAGCACAUGGGUCUCAGAACUUAUUCCAGCAAAAGGACUGUAAACAUGGAUUAUCUGUCACAUAUAAGGGAUGCACUUGUACAGCCCUUGAUCUCCCAAGGGGUAGAAGGAGUACAGGAUGUUAUUGCUCUUAUGGACACAUACUACUUGAUGAAAGAAGACUUUGAGAAUAUCAUGGAAAUUAGCAGCUGGGGAGGCAAACCUAGUCUCUUCUCCAAGUUGGAUCCCAAGGUGAAAGCAGCGUUCACAAGAACCUACAAUAAGGAAGUCCACCUUACUCCAUAUUCACUCCAGGCAGUGAAGACACCCAGACACAGCACAGGCGCAUCACUGGAUUCUGAAUACAGUGAAGAGUUAAAUGAAGAUGACUCUCAAGCUGAUGAGAAAGACCAAGAUUCUGUGGAAACUGAUGCAAUGAUCAAGAAAAAGACAAAAUCUUCAAAGCCUUCAAAAUCAGAAAAAGAUAAGGAGUCCAGAAAAGGAAAAGGAAAAAGUUCAAAGAAAUGA